UGACUGAACUUCAGUUUACCACAGAAAAACCUGUGGAGAUUGCAGGAGUCUUCUCAGUUAUCUUUCUAUCUAGAACUUCCAGUAUAUGCGGUCUGUGCUUAGGUUAAAAUGGAAUCUUGAGAUCAUUUAACUGUAACUGAGCCUGUGGCCAUACUGAAAGCAGAUGAGGUAUGGGGUGCUUUAAGAGGAUUGGAAACCUUCAGCCAGUUGGUUCAUGAAGAUGACUAUGGAAGUUUUCUUGUGAAUGAGACUGAAAUCAAUGACUUCCCAAGAUUUGCUCAUAGAGGAAUCUUACUAGACACUUCAAGGCAUUAUUUACCAUUGAAAUCUAUUCUUACAAACCUGGAUGCCAUGGCUUUUAACAAGUUCAAUGUUCUGCACUGGCAUAUAGUAGAUGAUCAGUCAUUCCCUUACCAGAGUGUUUAUUUCCCUGAGUUAAGUGACAAGGGAGCAUACUCCUGUAACCACAUCUAUACGCCUACUGACGUCCGUCUGGUGAUUGAGUAUGCCCGGUUAAGAGGUAUUAGAGUUAUCCCGGAGUUUGAUACCCCAGGACACACGCAAUCUUGGGGAAAAGGUCAAAAAGAUCUUCUCACCCCUUGUUACAGUGGAGAACGGCCAACUGGGUCAUUUGGACCGGUGAAUCCCAUUUUGAAUACAACUUACGACUUCAUGACUAAAUUCUUCAAAGAGAUCAGUAGUGUAUUUCCAGAUGCAUACAUUCAUCUGGGAGGAGAUGAAGUGAACUUCGAUUGUUGGAAAUCUAACCCUGAAGUGAAAGAGUUUAUGAAGAAGCAAGGAUUUGGCACUGACUAUGCUAAACUGGAAUCUUACUAUAUUCAGAAGAUUUUGGACAUUGUUUUCUCCUAUAACAAAGAAUACAUGGUCUGGCAAGAAGUGUUUGAUAACAAAGUGCAGCUCAAGCCAGACACUGUAGUUCAAGUGUGGAUGGAAAACAACUAUGCUCAUGAACUGAGCAGUGUCACUGGAGCUGGGUUCACUGCUAUCCUGGCAGCUCCCUGGUACUUAGACUACAUCAGUUAUGGGCAAGACUGGAAGAAAUACUACAGUGUUGAACCGCUUAACUUCCCUGGAACUGAAAAACAGAAAAAGCUUUUAAUAGGUGGAGAAGCCUGUCUGUGGGGGGAAUUUGUGGAUGCAACUAACCUCACACCAAGAUUAUGGCCUCGAGCAAGUGCUGUAGGGGAAAGACUCUGGAGCAGCAGAAACGUGACCAACUUGCAGGAUGCCUAUAAAAGACUGACUAGUCAUCGAUGCCGCAUGCUCCGCCGUGGCAUAGCAGCUGAACCUGUGUUUGUUGGAUACUGUGCCCAUGAAGCACGAGGACAGUAAUGGCAGCAAGGAUUUCCAGUCAACAACCUGAAGUGCCUCUGAGUUUGAAUAUAUGUACAUGCAGUUUGAUAUUUUAACCAAGACUUAAAACUUUAACUUUUAAAAUAAAGUCAUUUGACAUGCUUUUUGGAGUAGAAAUGAUGUGUUUUAGCUUUCAUUAGAUA
This is a messenger RNA of Athene cunicularia (burrowing owl), 1517 nucleotides long. It is a transcript of the gene HEXB, whose product is annotated as hexosaminidase subunit beta. The record is from RefSeq and is a predicted model, not a curated record. Gene Ontology annotation, molecular function: beta-N-acetylhexosaminidase activity. Gene Ontology annotation, biological process: ganglioside catabolic process; carbohydrate metabolic process; glycosaminoglycan metabolic process. The coding region runs from base 352 to 1353 and encodes 333 amino acids. NCBI's taxonomy places the organism in Eukaryota, Metazoa, Chordata, Aves, Strigiformes, Strigidae. The transcript is spliced from 13 exons. Gene Ontology annotation, cellular component: membrane.